AUGUAUCAAAAAAAUUCGAUAAAGAGGAUUAGGGAAAUUGAUGCCUUAAUUGCAAAAGACCCUCACUUCUUACAAGUCAAGGGUGCCGAAAUUCAAUUAAAAUCUUUUGCAUAUAAGAUUACAACCGAACAUCCAGAGCAAAUUCCAGAAGGAUAUCAAAAUCCAAACGUUUUCCAAGUGUGUCAAGGAGAAAUAUCUCCACAAUUAUCAGAACCGAUAAUAAUUUUAGUGUGCAAACAUAUAUUCCACAGAAGAUGUGUUGAAGAAGAUUGUCCAGCAUGCAAAUAUCCAGAAGAAUCAGAUCAUCAUGAUCACAACGAUGAUGAAGAUGGUUACGAAGACAUCAAAGCAAAUUCCUCAAGAAAAAAUUUAGAUUCUUCUGCCGACACGCAUGGUUUUUCUGCCAGUUCAGAUGGAUCUUCUACUCAAGAUCACAGUGAUGACGAACAAUCAGAUCAAAAUAACAAAGGAAAAAAGAAAAUGUUUAGAUUUUGUAAUAAUAAAAUUUCAAUUAUUAAAGAAUUUUCAUCAUCAAUUCCAAUUAUUUUUAUUAAAAAUGAUACAAUAUCAAGAUCAACCAAAUUAAAUAGAAAAUUUAUCACAAACAACACCAACAAUAAAGACUUAAUUUUCACAAAUAAUAAAAAUCAAUUAAAAUCUUCUUCCCAAUUAUUUAACAAUAGUAAAUUUUUGAAUAAAAAAUUUUUUUUCUUCUUACCAUCUGGAUAUCCUUAUGAUGAAAUCCUCGAUGUUCAUGAGAUUUUAGAAACUUAUUCAGAUAAAGCUCUGGAUGAUCCACAACAAAAACAUUAUCAUCUUAAUAGUAAUAAACCAAUCAAGGGAGACUCACCAAAUCAAAAAUAUCAUGGUAGUUUAGCUGAUCUUAACAUUAAUCGAAGUCCUGGAAACCUUGAAAGUAGUGAUGCUAAAAACAAUCCCAGAGGUAGCCCUGGAGGAAUAAGUGGAGGUGGUAUGAGAAUUAGACAUGACCGUCGCAAUUUUAGAGUUUUUAUUGAUACCUUAUUUACUCCACGUGUAAAAGAUGCAGUAUUCAGUACUAUACUUGGAUUGACUGUCAUUUUUCUAGGCGGUGUCUUGUAUCAAUCAUGGUAUGAGUGGCAUGAAGGUCGUAAAGUAUUAAAAGCAUUCACCGAUUCACUACCCUCGCUAAGACCAAAAAUGAACUACCUAGAGAAAGAUGAAUACAAGAGUUUGUUUCAUGCAAUAGCAGGUGAUACAAAAGGAAUAUAUUAUUUGUUGGUGGGGGAGAAUGGGACAGGAAAAUCACAAAUUGUGUUUCAGGCAAUGGAUAGAUGCAAUCAGUUUGGUAUAGUGUUUUGUGAGGCUCAUUCAAACCCGGAAAUAUUUAAAGUACGAUUGGGUAGAUCGUUGAAUUAUACUUAUAGAGAAGAUUAUAUUGGUGGAUUGUUUGCUAGAGAAGCUCCGGAACGAGGCUCAGCAUUGUUGGAUAUUGAGAAGGCGCUGAAUGUUGUUGAGGAGGCAGCAUACAAAUAUAAAGGCAAGUAUGAUAAACCACUUGUGCUCAUAAUCAACAAUAUUCAUUCGUUAAAAGAUGAUGAAGAUGGUGAAGAUAUGUUGGAAUUGUUACAACAAAGAGCCGAAUCAUGGGCUUCAAGUGGUGUUGUCACUAUGAUAUUUAAUACUGAUGAUCAUUGGGUUUAUGAAAGGAUGAGAACAGAUGACUCACAUAUGGAGGUUAUUAAAGUGCAUGAUUUAAAUAAAGAUGAGGCAAUUGAAUUCCUGAAAGAUAAAAGAAACGGACGUGAACCUGAAGAAGUAUUGGAGAAAAUUGUGGAUGAAUGUGUUGGCGGUAGACUAUUAUAUUUAAAUAAAUUGGCUAAAGCAGACGACGUAGAUUUAUUUGAGGCAGCAAAUAGAUUAAAGGAAGAACAGAAAACUUGGCUGAUAAAUUUGAUUGGUUUAAUUCCAAAUUUUGAUGGAUUAGAAAUUGAAUCACAACGAUAUGCAGUAGCAGCUUGGAAAUUGAUUCGAGAACUAGUUCGUUCACCAACCAAAACUAUUUCGAUAAUUGAAGGUAGAUCAAUAAUUGGUAAUUCAAGAUAUUUGAAGAAAUUGGAUCAUGAUGGAAUAAUAAUGAUUGAUCAGGACAAUCAGAUAAAACCAGACUCACAGAUUAGUUAUGAUAUUUUCGAAGAGAUGAUCCAAUCGCCGGAUUUCAACAAGAUAUUGAAAAAAGUUGAUCAGAGAUUAAUGAAAGCUGAUAAAAUUAUUUGGGAUAAUGGAAAUAAAUGGUGGAAAUUUUGGUGA
Entrophospora sp. SA101 is the source of this 2289-nucleotide messenger RNA. Lineage: Eukaryota; Fungi; Glomeromycota; Glomeromycetes; Entrophosporales; Entrophosporaceae. The record is from the annotation of a GenBank genome assembly.